Messenger RNA from Ochlerotatus camptorhynchus, 2121 nucleotides. RefSeq lists its product as uncharacterized. The transcript has 2 exons. Gene Ontology annotation, molecular function: nucleic acid binding. Bases 1 to 2121 code for a protein of 706 amino acids. Lineage: Eukaryota; Metazoa; Arthropoda; Insecta; Diptera; Culicidae. Gene Ontology annotation, biological process: DNA integration. The record is from RefSeq and is a predicted model, not a curated record.
AUGGCAACCGAAAAGGUGCUCGGGAUGUGGUGGUGUACAUCGGCAGAUGUCUUCACCUUCAAAGUCGGUUGGGACCGCUACGAUCACGACCUGUGGGAAGGCCGCCGUCAGCCUACGAAACGGGAGGUUCUACGGGUCCUCAUGAGGAUAUUCGAUCCCCUUGGACUCAUUGCGCCGUUCCUAAUGUUCCUCAAGAUCCUGCUACAGGAAAUCUGGCGAAGCGGCAUCCAGUGGGAUGACAAGAUCGACGGCAAUGCCUUCGCCAAAUGGUGCUUUUGGCUGCAAGUCCUGCCCCAAGUUGAACAAGUCCGAGUAGCACGAUGUUUCCGCUCUCAUCUUCUUCCCGGAUACCAUGAUGUUCAACUGCACACGUUUGUAGAUGCGAGUGAGAACGGUAUGGCUGCCGCAUGCUUCCUGCGCUUCGAUCAGGCUGGAACCGUCCGAUGCUGCUUAAUUGCCGCCAAAACAAGAGUUGCCCCCUUGCGAUAUCAUUCCAUUCCACGGCUCGAGCUCAUGGCAGCAGUUAUUGGUACAAGGCUCUCCCAAACGGUCCUCAGCUCCCUGUCCUUCAACGUGAGCAAGCGAUUCUAUCACUCGGAUUCCAGGGAUGUGAUUUGCUGGCUGUAUUCGGACCAUCGUCGCUACACACCAUUCGUUGCCUGUCGAGUCGGUGAGAUCUUGGAGUCAACAGAACCGAACCAAUGGCGUUGGGUUCCAACCAAGCUAAACGUCGCAGAUGAUGGCACGAAAUGGGAGAAAUUCCCGGACAUGACUCCAGAAUCCAGCUUGAAGCGGAUGGUCAAAGUAGCUGCCUUUGUGCAUCGUUUUGCGGCAAAUUGUCGCCUAAAGAAGCAAAAGAAACCUGUUCAUUGUGGUUCACCUUCCGCAGAGGAACUGCAGAUCGCCGAGCGCUACGUGAUACGCCAAGCCCAACGAGAAGCCUACCCGGACGAAGCAGCUAUUCUGAAAUCGGUGAACGGAUCGCCGAAGCCCAUUCCCAAGACCAGCCCGUUGUUUAAACUGACACCCUGGCUGGACGACCACGGACUGAUGAGGAUGCGGGGAAGAAUUAGUGCCUGUACGCUAGCCACAGAAGAUGCUAAAAACCCGAUUAUCCUCCCACGUGACCACCACACUACCAAUCUUAUUAUUGCACACUAUCACACUAAGUACCACCACCAAAACCAUGAGACCGCUACAAAUGAGCUCCGACAGAGGUAUUGUAUACCUCGACUACGAGCGACCUACGCGAAAGUACGCUACAACUGCCAACACUGCAAAAAUCAUCGCGCAACCCCACAGCCUCCAAUAAUGGCCGAUCUUCCUCUAGAGCGACUCGAUGCCUUUGCUCGACCCUUCACCCAUAUUGGCGUCGACUAUUUUGGACCAAUCGAAGUCGUCGUAGGUCGUCGAGUGGAGAAACGGUGGGGAAUGUUGGUCACAUGCCUGACCACUCGUGCGAUCCACAUCGAAGUAGUACACACUUUGAGUACCGACUCCUGCAUCAUGGGCCUCCGAAACUUUGCAGCACGCCGCGGAAUGCCCAAGACGAUCUAUAGUGAUCACGGUACCUGCUUCAUUGGCGCGAACCGCGAAUUGGGAGAGGCAGCAACGGCGAUCAACCAGGACGAGGUGAUGAAGGAGUUCAGCGGUUCCGAGACCACCUGGAAGUUCAUUCCCCCAGCGUCGCCGCACAUGGGCGGCAGUUGGGAACGCCUUAUCGGUAUAGUGAAGCGGAACCUCAUGGAAAUCCACCCCUUGCACAAGCCUAACGACGAAGUGCUACGAAACCUUCUAACCGAGAUCGAAUGCACUGUUAAUUCUCGGCCGCUUACACAUGUUCCGGUUGAUGAUGAAUCUGCACCUGCUCUCACCGCGAAUCACUUCCUACUGAGGUCAUCCGACGGAACGAAACCGAUAUGUACCCUCGAUGACAGCGGAACAGCACUACGGCAGACCUGGCGAAUGUCUCAGCAGCUAGCCAACCAGUUUUGGAAACGUUGGCUAAGUGACUACUUGCCGGAGAUCACUCGACGAACGAGAUGGUAUGCGAACACGAAGCCGAUAGCGAUUGGCGAUGUGGUGAUCAUCGUUGAUCCGAAGCUGCCCCGGAACUGCUAG